AUGUUUAUUUCUUUGUGGGAGUUCUUCUAUGGGCACUUUUUUCGAUUUUGGAUGAAAUGGGUCUUACGACAGAUGACUGGAAAGUGUGAAUUGCAGCGAAUUUUUGACACCUAUGGAGGUGCUCAGAGGACGUACAGGAUAGAAAAUUCAUUGGCAUAUUCCAAGAGUAAGGUCCUCCAGAAUGCAACACAAGUUUCCGAGAGUGAACUGGACAGAUGUGUAGCGGACAUAAUGAAGGCAAAGAACAUCUGUCCUGAGAAGGACACCAGUUUUCAGAUCUGUAUGAGGACGUGCUUACUGCAGAUAACUGGCUAUAAGCAGCUCUACCACGAUGUAGAAAAUGUGAGGAAAAAACCCUAUGACUCUGGCAAUGUGCAGCACGAGAAACUGCUUCUCAAGCUUUGGAAUCUUCUGAUGCCUACGAAAAAGUUGAAGGCCCGGAUCUCCAAGCAAUGGGCAGACAUUGGUUUCCAAGGUGAUGAUCCCAAAACAGACUUCAGAGGCAUGGGCAUACUCGGACUAAUCAAUCUUGUGUAUUUCAGUGAGAAUUACACCAGUGAAGCUCAUCAGAUUCUUUCCCGUUCAAAUCACCCCAAAUUAGGGUAUUCUUAUGCAAUAGUUGGAAUCAAUCUUACAGAGAUGGCUUAUAGCUUACUGAAGAGCGAAGCCCUGAAGCUUCACCUCUACAACUUUGUUCCUGGGAUACCAACAAUGGAACACUUUCACCAGUUUUAUUGUUACCUGGUCUAUGAAUUUGACAAGUUUUGGCUUGAAGAAGAACCAGAAAGCAUCAUGUACUUCAACUUGUAUAGAGAGAAGUUUCAUGAGAAGAUUAAAGGGCUCUUACUGGACUACAAUGCUGUGCUCACUUUGAAAACAUAAAACAUUAGAGCAUCUUCUCUUUCUACCACGUUUUGCACACACAACAGAAUUUGUAUGUUAUAGAAAUUAUCUGAUCGACUACAAUAUAUAAUUUCCUACAAAUACUUCAGAACUCUAUUUAAGAAAGCUAGUGGACAAUCAGUGUAUGUUUACAGUUGUUUGUACACUGUUCUCCACAAGUUCCACACCCUUCCAAAGAGCCCUUCAGCAGUCACGUGAACUCCAGUUUGGAACUUGGGACUUAGCCUGUUAGUUUAAAAGUAUGAAUCAGGUAUAUUUAUAUUUAGCCAGUUGAUUAAAAUGUGCACGAAUCUCAUUUUUAUGUGUUGUAGCUCUCAAGCUGGUGUCAUUUUCAAAAUUUCAAAAUUCUCCAAGAUUAUUGUUCAGUCUGGAAAUGGCUUUUGAAUGUGCUUUGUCUCUUUUUAUUUCUAGGCAGAUGGGCACCAGGUGAGUGCUAAGGCUUUCUCUCUGUCUCUGGCACUUGUCAGGGUGUCCUUACCAUAAAGCAGGGGCAGUGUGGCUCUAUCAGAGAGGGUGAAGAAUCAUGGCUUCCUUUAUGAUAUCUCUGAUGACUGAACAUAACAGAAAAUGAAAGAAUGGCAAUGUGUAUGACUGAUUUUUAUUUAUAAAUACACUUUGAAGGUCUUGUU
Cricetulus griseus (Chinese hamster) is the source of this 1532-nucleotide messenger RNA. The record is from RefSeq and is a predicted model, not a curated record. NCBI's taxonomy places the organism in Eukaryota, Metazoa, Chordata, Mammalia, Rodentia, Cricetidae.